Magnusiomyces paraingens is the source of this 1401-nucleotide messenger RNA. RefSeq lists its product as uncharacterized. NCBI's taxonomy places the organism in Eukaryota, Fungi, Ascomycota, Dipodascomycetes, Dipodascales, Dipodascaceae. The transcript has a single exon. Gene Ontology annotation, biological process: lipid homeostasis; nuclear envelope organization. The record is from RefSeq and is a predicted model, not a curated record. The coding region runs from base 1 to 1401 and encodes 466 amino acids. Gene Ontology annotation, cellular component: nuclear membrane; nuclear envelope.
AUGUCCAUACCUUACAAUAGACAUUCAGCCUACCAUUCAAGCUCAAGCCUCGAAUCUUUAUCAACAUUAGGGUUCUCAUUACCAGAUUCACUUGCUGCAACAGCAACAGCAACAACAACUGAAAAUGAUAGCAACAAUGAAAAUCAUUCUUCGGCCCCACUAUCACUAGCCAGCAUCCGGCAUUCACUCGAUACACUACAUGAAAUAAUACCAAACUCAGAUACUGACGUGGAUAUGGAGGUAAUGCCCAUGAUGAUGGCAGAUCCAGGUGUCCCUGAAAUUGAUAUGGAGGACGCGCCUCCGCCAUCAUUAACAGGUCUUCGGAACCGGGCCCAAACACAAGAAGAACCAUUGGUAGAAGAGUACCAGUUACGAAGGUCUAAACAACCUGUAAUGGUGGCGCGGGAACAAAACCAAGAAACUCAGGUCCCGGAUCAUUCGAGUACCGCACAAAGCACGGCCUCUUUACUAUUUUCACCAACCCUUGCCGGGGCUCAUCUGGCACUUUACCAACAUCCUCCAGAACCAAGUUUAUCACCAGCCCUUGACAAUCUUAGCAUUAAUGAGACAUUUACAAGUACAAGUACAUUUGAUCAAAAACAUCAUCAACAACAACCACAACAAAAUCAACAAAAUCAACAUCAACACGCCGUUGCUUACCCCCCACAAGACCAGUCACCUGCUUUGCCUACCCCAACACCCGCAUGGAUCGCAGCAAUGGCUGCGCACUUGGACCGUCAUCACGCAUUACAACGGGCAGCUCUAACUCCGUAUGUGGUUUCGUCGUAUUUACAACUCUUUGCCAACGCCGCCAUUGUUGUGUUUGCAGGUAUUGCAUUAGCUGGUGCCGGUCGUGCUUUGCGUCGUGACGUGCUAUCCAAAAUGGCUUCCAAACGAGCUGCACUGUUGUCGGCUGCCCAACGCUGUGCUGUCGAGUAUGUGCGCAACGAAUGUCGCCCAGAUGUCCGUGUGCCUGCGCUUGACGACGCGUGCAGAGCUUGGGAGCAUUGUAUGGAUCAAGCACUACCAUUUUUGGGUACUUCUCAGGAGACACCUUCUGAGGUUUCUGGGAUACUUUUGAACAAUGGGAAGUUAAUGAUGAUAGAAGAAGAAAAUGCAGGUGAUAUGGCUUACUUCCCUGCGCUGGCAGAAACCCUGGCAGAUAUUGCAAACGCGUUUUUCGAACCUGUGACACUGAAAAGUCUGGCUGCAAUUAUUCUGAUGGUGAUAGCAACGGUGUAUGUAAUUAACUUUGGGUUCGGAUACCUACGUGCAGUAACGUUUUACGAGCGGGACUCGAGACGAGGAAGAAGAUCAUCUGCAUCUGGGGUCGAUCCCCAAGGAGCUGCAGCCAUUGCGGCCGCAUACUACGAGCUUCAACAAAAGCAAAUUAAAAAUUAA